This is a messenger RNA of Ectocarpus siliculosus, 993 nucleotides long. Lineage: Eukaryota; Phaeophyceae; Ectocarpales; Ectocarpaceae. The record is from the annotation of a GenBank genome assembly.
AUGGUGUCUUUCGGCUCCUGCGUGUUGUUGCUGGAGGCGGGCGUGUUCCUUAUCCUGGCCGUCGUCUCCGGGUGGGAGUUCCACUGGAGCAGGCAGGAGUCGGCUGUCGCUCGGCACCAGGACCAGCGGGGGGGGGGGAUGACCCUGCUGCAGGCGGAAGAGGAGGAGAGCAGCAACAACGGGACCAGAGCCCGUCACCAAACCAACUUCAUCCUGGCCGGGGCUUGCACGGCCAAAGCGAUCUCCCUCGGGGUAGUCUGGGGCACCGGCGGCUGGGUGCCCUUCACGGCCGUCUCGGACCUGCUCUACAUCGCCCUGUUCGGCUCCCUGAUUCUCCUGUACGUCGAGAUGAGGAACAUCUUGGCCGUCGCCAGCAGCCACCGAACGGUCAGGCUCGGGGUGUUCCUGAGCCUGGCGGGCGUUCUGGUGGUGUCUCUUGUCAUCUGCACGGCGCGUUGGGCCGCCGACCCCGCUUCCAGGAAGUCCCUGGCGCUGAGAAAGUUCUUGUACCUGGAGCUGGGCAUAACGUACUUGGCCAUGUUCGUAGCCUUCAUGUACUUCGGAGUACGUGUGUGCGUCGGCGUGGCGGCGCCCAACAAGAGACUGUUACAUCGCGUGUUGGUACUCACGGCCGUCUGCGGAUUGGCCAUGUGUUCGAAGGGGGCUUUGUUGGUCGCAGCGGCGCUUAACAACAGCGACACGAGCGCGCUGUUCCCACCCAGUCUGGGAAGAUACCGCUUGGAGGCGUUGAUGGCACUGGAGGAAUUGGUACCAUCCAUCGCCAUCGCGUACCUGACGGCUAGGGGAAAGGGUCGCCGGUAUCGUGCCCAGGUGCUUCCUUCGGAGAGAACAGGUUUAGCGCGGUGUGACAGCCUCGACUACAGCAGCAUCAACUUCACCUACGGCGGGAUGGUUCCCUCCGGUACCUCGGGGACUCGCGUCGUUCCCUAUUCUCCACUCUUGUACGGGCCGUCGUCCAUCGACGAACCAUAG